Messenger RNA from Callithrix jacchus (white-tufted-ear marmoset), 3329 nucleotides. NCBI's taxonomy places the organism in Eukaryota, Metazoa, Chordata, Mammalia, Primates, Cebidae. The record is from RefSeq and is a predicted model, not a curated record.
AUGGAUAAACACACAGCGCCGCCGCGUGGGGGACCGGCCGGUUAUUUCCUCCAGCGACUGACGAGCGCGGUGUCGCUCCUCCAGCCCCGAGCUCCCGGAGCCGCCGGGCCCGCGUCCGGCCUCCCCGAUCGUCUCCGGCCCUCGCCCUCGCCCGGCGCACACCCAGCAGCCGCUGGCCCGGAGCAGCUACCGCCCCAACCACGCAACAGCCCUGCCCGCAGCUGCUGGAUGAAUGAUUUCGGAAUCAAGAAUAUGGACCAGGUAGCCCCUGUGGCUAACAGUUACAGAGGGACACUUAAGUGCCAGCCAGCCUUUGACACCUUUGAUAGGUCCCUGUUUGCUGUUUUCCCUUCUCUCAGUGAAGAGCAAACACUACAAGAAGUGCCAACAGGCUUGGAUUCAAUUUCUCAUGACUCGGCCAACUGUGAAUUGCCUUUGUUAGCCCCACGCAGCAAGGCUGUGAUGAGUCAAGCCUUAAAAGCUACCUGCAGUGGCUUUAAAAACGAACAGCGGCCUCGGCAUUCCAAAGAACCCUGGCUGUGGAGUGAGCAGCAGGUAUGCCAGUGGCUUCUCUGGGCGACCAACGAGUUCAGUCUGGUGAACGUGAAUCUGCAGAGGUUCGGCAUGAAUGGCCAGAUGUUGUGUAACCUUGGCAAGGAACGUUUUCUGGAGCUGGCACCUGACUUUGUGGGUGACAUUCUCUGGGAACAUCUGGAGCAAAUGAUCAAAGAAAACCAGGAAAAGACAGAAGAUCAAUAUGAGGAAAAUUCACACCUCACCUCAGUUCCUCAUUAUAACAGCAAUACAUUAGGUUUUGGCACAGAGCAGGAGCCCUAUGGAAUGCAGACACAGAAUUACCCCAAAGGCAGCCUCCUGGACAGCAUGUGUCCGUCUUCCACACCCAGCGUACUCAGCUCUGAGCAGGAGUUUCAGAUGUUCCCCAAGUCUAGGCUCAGCUCCGUCAGCAUCUCCUACUGCUCCAUCAGUCAGGACUUCCCAGGCAGCAACUUGAGUUUGCUCACCAACACUUCUGGGACGCCCAAAGACCACCUCUCCACCGAGAACGGUGCAGACAGCUUCGAGAGUUCAGACUCCCUCCUCCAGUCCUGGAACAGCCAGUCGUCCUUGCUGGAUGUGCAGCGGGUGCCUUCCUUUGAGAGCUUCGAAGAUGACCGCAACCAGUCUCUCUGCCUCAGUAAGCCGACCAUGUCUUUCAAGGAUUACAUCCAAGAGAGGAGUGGGGUUCACACCCGAGGAGCUGCAUGCCAUCCUGGGCAUCCAGCCCGACAAGGAGGACUGAGGCUGCCGGGACCUCCCUGAACCGGCCCAGGCUCGUGGACUGAGUGGGAAGUCCAUCCUGACCAACUGCUUCGAGGACCCAGGAAAGGCAGGAAUGAAAACGCCCAGGAAAGUCGCCAAGAAGCAGUGGCCUUAUUGCCUCCCAAACCACGCCUCUUGACCAGGCUGUCUCCCUGGUGACAGGGACAGCACCGCUAUGUCUCCUCACAGUGCUUUUAAGUGAAAAUGGUAGAGAAAGAGGCACUGGGAAGCCAUCCUGGCUUCUGGCAGGCUGUGGACGGGAUGGCUCUGGCUGUUUGAGACUCUCAAAGGAUCGAGCAUGUCGCAGACACACACACACACACACACACACACACACACACACACACACACACAAUUGUUAGAUUUUCUUUUGCCUUCUGCAACCAGGAACAGCAAAUGCCAAAACUCUUUGAGAGGGGUAGGAGGGUGGGAAGGAAACAAACUUGUCAUUUCAGAAGUUAGUGUGUAUAUAUUAUUGUAAUCUUACAAUUGUUCUCAAAAUCCCCUAACAGUUCUAUUUAUCAGAAAUUAUAUAUUGUAAUUUAAAAUAAUUAUAUAACUGUAUUUGAAAUAAGAAUUCAGACAUCUAAGGUUUUAUUUCAUUCUUCAACAGCACAUAUGGAAUUUUGCAAAGAUUUAAUCUGCCAAGGGCCAAAUAAGAGAACUUGUAAAGUAUGUGUCAUUUACAUUUAAUAGACUUACAGGGAUAAGGCCUCUGGAGGGUAAUCCCCUCUUUUUGUGUUUUUUGUUUUUGGGGGUUUUCUUGCCUUGGUUGUCUGGCAAGGACUUUGCACAUUUAGGGAUUUUUAUGAGAAACCAAAAUGUUAUUGUCUGGGGUUAUAUCUGGCCUCUGCUUUUUCCUUUAGUUGUAAAGUCAAAGCUAUAAAGCAGUAUUUUUCUUGACAAAUGGCAUGUUUUCCACUUGUGCAUGCCUUUCAGUCAGUUUAUACACAAAAUAGACUUUGUUUUUUAGUUUAACUGCGUUUCUCCAACAGCUCACCUCUCCCUGACCAACCAGCCAUUUCCUUCCUGCGCUCCACGUUCUUCUGUAUGAUUAAAAUAAGAAUACUAUUUUUGGAAAUAGGCAACCCCUUUUCAGAGAUCAGGAGGGAUUUAUGUAGCAGCUAUUUUUACUGCAAAAGUAAUUCACUGGAAAAAAAUGUAAUUUGUAAAAAAGCUUUAUUUUUAUCUCAGCUCCAUGUAAAGUUAAACUUACUGUACAGAGCUGAAGGACGGUGGGCAGUGGGGGUCUCAAUGAAACCUCUUCAAGGAAGCACGGUUUGUCCCAUCUGUCUUCACUUGCGUGUCUCAAACCAUCUGAAUAGCAUGCUGCCCCUUUCUGCUCAGUGCCCACAGUGCCCUUAUUCUUGUUUUCUUGGACUCAGAAUGUUCUGAGGCACAGAGCAGGUACUUAAGAUUGGAAAGAGAACGCAUCGGAGCCAUUCGUUUGGAGAAAUUGUUUUGAUCGAGAUGGAGACUUUUGUAGUCAUUUCAAAAGAGUACCUGAGUCAUGUGUAUUCCUGGCCUUUAUAAAUGACCUGGUCAAGUUGGUUUCAAAGUCUGAUGGGCUUGACUGUUUACUAGCUGUGUGGCCUUGGACCGGUGGCUGACAUCUGUAAAGAAUCCUCCUGUGAUGAAACUGAGGAAUUGGGUGGCCUGGCAAGCUGGGAAGAGCAAAACCAGAGCUGCAAAGCCUAAAUACCCACAAAAGAACAUUUCCAGUAUACUUAAACACAGGAUGUUUUUCUCAAGAGGAACGUGUUUAUCACUCACACAUUUGUUUAUAAUAUAAACAGAUGAUAUAUCUGUUUUUGAUAUAAACAGACACGUGACUGGGAACAUCUUGCUGCCAAAAGAAGAGAAGCCAUUGGCUCAUUGGAUGUGAGGUUGAGCCAUGCGAAAUUGUCAAUAUUAGACUGGUUUUUAUCUAAGGAGUUUCAUGGGGUUCAACCUAAUAGCUAUGGAAACUAAAGUCCUUAUAAACCAUUGGCAUGGUAAUGAACGGAUCU